AAAGUGCCAACCACAACACAGCCCUUGGAGUGGACAGAGUUACAGGGGUGGAUAAAAUGAUUAUCCUUGGAACCGUGGAAUCCAUCUUCAUCAGCAAUCAUGCUGCAUCCAUCCUAGCGAUCGGCCGUUUCUUGCUCGUUACAGUACGGGCAGUACACUGUCUAUUAAAAAUGUACUGGUAUUGUAAGCGGGCCAAGGUGUACUACGCAGAGUCAGCAAAUAAUAAUACACGGCGCCCUCAUCGGCUGACUGACAUCCACUUCCAGCACCCACCAGCAACCACCAGCACCAGCGCUACCACUCCCACUACGACCGACCAGCGUAAACCUUCCACCCAUGCUAACCAUCCUUCGACCAACCCUGCCAUUCUCUUCCAUUCCCAUCCACUACGACUGCUCCACUGCCCGGAGAAGAGAGAGUCAAAAUCUUCCCUCACCCUCGCUCGCUCGCCCACCCCAGCGCUGCAGACACUGAAAUAUACACAAACCAAGAGCCGAAGACUGCCUGGCAGACGGCGAGAAACGAGGGCUCUCUCCUCCCAGUACACCACAGCCAGCGGUUGUCGAUGAAAGAAAGUCUUCACCGUUGUUUUUCUGUCUCCAUUAAUCAGGGCUGUUGGCGUCUUUUUGCCUCACUACGGAGCACAGCUGUCGGCGUCGUCUCCAUCCUCGUCGGGCGUCUCUUGUCAAAACCAGCGAACGCUCCACACCUCUCCUCCUGACUUAUUGUUUCUCUCCCCUGCCGCCGUUUCUCUUUCAGCGCCUUACGAGGUGGUCGGCUGGUUUCUUCGCCAUAUAUCGGUCUUGCGAAAUUCAUUUCUUCUCCCUUGUUUAUAUUUUACUCUUCUCUUCCACACUCUCCCUCUUCAAUACAUCAUCACCUCCCCCGAAAGGGCUCUAUACCGCCGCCGCCUCCUCACCUCCUCACCACCUCAACUCGCCAUUUUUUUUCUUCCGAACCCUUCGCUUUUCUCUUUGCGGAUCAUUGUCUACUCUUAUAAAAAGUGACUUCCCGAUUUAGCCGUAUCGUUGAUUGAUGUCCCGCCCCUCGCUGCUGCCACUCUUGCACUAGCUUGGGCGUUUACCGUCUUUUUCAACAACUUCAUUUUCUCGUCUCCAGCCUCGCGAUCUAUUGCCACCUCGUGGUAUUUGAGAGCUGGGACAUCCUAAUUUUUCAUUUCCAUUUGCAUUUUUUUCCCCUCCCUUGAUAAUUUCGAUCUGCGGAUUUGGGGUCCACAAUACCACAGAAUGGCUGUUGGAACUGGUGUGCACAAUAGAUCAGAUCCAGUGCCGGCAAUGCCAUCUCCUAACGAGAAUAUCAACAGCGUGCAUGUCUCGUCUCUUUCGUCAUCCUCAUCCUCAAUAUGGGAUACUGAACAUGAUCGAAAAUCGCGGGCCGACCGCCCCCGCCUGGCGAGUCGGAAACCCAGUGCCUCCAUCCUUGUUCCCCGUGACCACCCUGAAAUUGAGAUCGAGGAGGAGGAGUUCCCCCCGGACGACGCUCGUGCCAUGAGCCCAAGAAGGAACUCUGCAGAUGUUGAGAAGCUCAGCAGGGAAGCUAGAGAGGCCUUGCAAAAGCAAGCAAAUACCCUGCAGUCAUCACUGCAGGCCCUCGCAGAGCGCAUUGAUGAGGUCAAGUCAGACCAUGACAAACUAGAAAACGAGAAUAGAUUCUUACAGGACUAUAUCGGUGGCCUAACACGAACGAUGUCUGCUAAGACGGAGGUUACAUCAACCAGUGGCGUCGGGAAAGGAAAGAAAGCACAGAAGUGAUCAGUUAAAACCGGAUGGGGGUUGAAAUACACUUCCCACUCUUUUCCCUUCUUCGCUCAACCCACUCACAAAACAAACGACUCGCCGUUCCCUUGGUCUCGACGACCAGGUUGAGGGCUCAGCGACUCAAUAAAGCCACGAACUUACCUUCGACACAUUCAUGAUAUUAUUACGCAUUACGACCUUCGAGCAGCAGCGUUAGCAUAGCCUUUUAUUAUCGCCUAUAAUACAUCUUUAAUCUUCUUAAUCUCCUGGAGUCUAUACUCUAGAAACCCAAAAAAAAAAAAAAAAAAAAAAAAAAAAAAAAACCCGCGAAAGUCGACUGCAAACGCAUUACUAGUCAUUCAUUUCUUGAGCGACGUUUUCUUAUCGUCAUCGGCCGAUUACGAAACGAGCUUUAUAUAUUACACCUCGUUAGAAUCACCCCUUCGAUCCAAGAUACCCCGUCAGUUUUAGACACUAGCAAGUUUCGGCUUGCUUCUGCAUAUAUCCAUCUUCCCACAUGUUCCUCUGCCCGGUGCGGAAAUAGAAAGGAAGAGCAGGUAUCGCCAAUCCGAAAUCAAAGCCAGGAAUUUCCUUUGGCCAGUGGCAAGUUCAGCUCUUGUGAGCAUGUAUCAUCAUCAUAUCCUGACCUGACCAAAGAAAGACAAUAAACGUAAACCGCCGCAAGAAAGGGAGAAAAAAAAAAAAAAAAAAAAAAAAAAAAAAAAAAAAACACGCCAGGCUUCUUUGCUGCCAUCCUGGAAUUCUAAAUCUCUCUUUAUUUUCCGUCUUUUAUCUCCCACAAGAGAUGCGCGACUGCGAUAUCUGAGCCAGUGAUGGCGUGCCAUGGUCCACAUAGCUUUCAAAUCGAUUCCAUUAAUUUUUCGCGUAUGCGAUUUUGGGUCGAUUAGUAGUGCGCUGGCUACCUGGUUGCCCGGUGACAAUAUCCUUUUCACUCACACUGGUCGAGUCGAUCUUAGGAUGACGGAUUUGAAACUUUCUGCAUCGAAUUGCACAUAAAUACGUUCAAAUCCUUUGAGACUAAGAACUAAUGUCACUUUUUUUUUAUUCAAUCACUUUUUUACUAUGCUUUCCGAUCCCCUGCUGAAUUAGGAGUGCGAUAUAUUCUCUCCCCCUCUUUAUCAAACCUUGAGUUUUCACCUGUACCAUGUAUGAUUCUUCCAAUUUACUGUUCAGACCGUUAACUUGCAGGACUUUUUUUCUUUUUUUUUUCAGGUUUUGCGACUUUUGUUAUUCAUUUUUGUUAUUGUUUUUGUCUCUCAAGCAGAGGCGUCGAGUUCUUUUUACCAAUAGCUUCUACUUUCUGUCCUCUUGUUCUUCUCUGUCUUUUCCUUCUUCUUUUUUCCCGACAUUUUAUUCAAACCCAUGUCGGAGAAAUCACACAUCAGGUGUGGUUGAUGGAGUUCUGCUAUUAUUGUGUGUUGAAUGAAUGAGCUUGGUGAAUAUUUUUUUUUUCCCCACUUUCUCUUAUUAUUCAUGGAUGGAAUCAAUUGAGUUAAGAGUUUUGUCACAUCAAAGGAAAGAGAGGUUUUCUAUCUCUCUCUUCUUUCUUCUCUCAAAGAAUAAACAAGCAAAAAAAAUCUCAUUUCUUUAGAUUCAAUGAAAAGAAAUAAAUAUUAUAACUAGUUAUUAUACAGAGUAUACAAGCAUCAUAUGCUCGCUUACCCUCGCUUUGCUGCUUGCGCAGCCCCCUCUACCACUUCCACCCUCUACCCCCUCUACCACCACCACCGCCUCUACCGCCCCGCAACCCUCUCUACCACUUCUACCCCCUAUCUCUACCCCUCUCUUACCACCCCUAUCACCCCUUCCACCCCCUACCCCCUCUACCACCACCACCGCCUCUACCGCCCCGCAGCUUCUUCUACCACUUUCACCUUCUAUCUCUACGCUCUCUUACCACCUCUUUCACUCCUUUCACUCUCUACUCUCUCUACUACCAUCACUAUCUCUACUCUACUACUCUCUUCCACUCUGUAUCACCUCUAUCAUCAUUAUCAGAUUAAUCAGAGCUGUACAGACU
Molecule: messenger RNA, 3798 nt
Organism: Blastomyces gilchristii SLH14081
Lineage: Eukaryota; Fungi; Ascomycota; Eurotiomycetes; Onygenales; Ajellomycetaceae
Product: bZIP transcription factor
Exons: 2
Coding region: 1248-1772 (174 amino acids)
Cellular component (GO): trans-Golgi network
Source: RefSeq, a predicted model, not a curated record